UUCUCCAGCAUCUGGCCACACUCGCUGUCUCCGAUUCAGCAAAACAGAAAAUGUGGGUUCCCAGCACGCCGGUAACUUUGGUGACUGCAGUAGCGGCCGUGGCUGGUGGGGUGUGCAUAUUCAAAGAUUACUACAGCGGUCCUCCGUACGACCGGUCCGUCCGUGCCGACAACAGAACAAUUAUAAUUACUGGUGCUAACAGCGGUAUCGGGAAAGCUGCAGCAAAAGACUUCGCCAAAAGGGGUGCUAAGGUGUUUAUGGCGUGCCGUGACGUCAAGAAGUGCGAGGAGCAACGGCGCGACAUCGUGCUUGAGACGAACAACAAAUACGUGUACUGCAGACCCUGCGACCUGGCCAGCACGGCCUCCAUCAGAGAGUUCGUUGCCAGAUUCAAAGGAGAGGAGCCACACCUUCACGUGCUGGUCAAUAACGCCGGGGUGAUGGAACCACCCAAGGGAGUCACUAAGGACGGCUUCGAGACCCAGCUCGGGGUCAAUCACCUCGGACAUUUCUUGCUGACAAAUUUGCUCCUGGAUACGCUCAAGGCCUCAGCCCCGAGCCGCGUGGUGGUGGUGUCGAGCAGCGCGCACCAGCGCGGGCGAAUCCACAAGCACGACCUCAACAUGAGCGAGAACUAUGACGCGUCCGCCGCCUACAGUCAGAGCAAGCUCGCCAACCUACUGUUCGCGCGGGAGCUUGGCAGGAGGUUACUCGGAACUGGAGUGGCGACAAUCGCAGUAGACCCUGGCCUCGUAGACACGGACAUCACCCGCCACAUGUCAAUGAUGAAAAGCGUUACUCGGUUCUUCAUAUACCCACUGUUCUGGCCCUUCAUGAAGAAACCCGAAAUCGGAGGGCAGACAAUAGUGCACGCUGCCCUAGACCCUAAGCUGAAAGACUGCGCUGGAGACUAUUACGUUGAUAUGAAGAAAGCUGAACCAUCACAAGAAGCUCAAGACUUCGAGCUGGCGCAGUGGCUGUGGAGGGUCAGCGAGGCGUGGACCAAGCUGGAUGAGCAUAAACAAGCCAUCGCCAAAGACACACGGAAUUAAGAGACAGAUUCAAAUAAAUAUUUUGAUUGAGGGUAGUUGUGUAAAAAGGCAUUUUUUGAACAAGACACCGAAGUCAUUCGACUGUUACUUUUAAUUUUAAUGAUCUAAGUGAAUAUGUGCUAUUCAUUUGAUUAAUUGUUACAUUUACGCAUUUAAAAUAG
Bombyx mandarina (wild silkworm) is the source of this 1213-nucleotide messenger RNA. RefSeq names its product retinol dehydrogenase 12. NCBI's taxonomy places the organism in Eukaryota, Metazoa, Arthropoda, Insecta, Lepidoptera, Bombycidae. The record is from RefSeq and is a predicted model, not a curated record.